AUGGCACAACAACAUCGGGAAAGUAUGUGGUAAGUUGACUUUGGUUAUUUACAGCUAAGUAUUUAAGGCAAUCCUACAAGUAUUUUUUGUGUAUAUUUUCAGGAGAGAUCGAUUUAUGAGCGAACUGGAAAAUGAUGAGAUUAAUCGCCAGCUUUGUGCCGUGGACACAUUUUCUUGGUCCCCUGAAACUCAAGAGGAGAUUCUUGCGGAAUGGAAUGAUUGGCAACACCAUGAAACGGCUUCGACAGAACCAAGUUUGUGUUGUGAUGAAUGUGGUCGCGUAUUUACGCGUUCGGACAACCUGAACCGACAUAUGAAAUCUCACAGUGACAAAAACCACGAGUGUUCGCGUUGCCACAAAACGUUUAAUCGGAAGGUACGUAAUUUACAAGGAUGUAUUUCAAAACAUAGUAAAGUAUUUUGAGCUAAUAACAUCUACUUAUAUUAUUUCAAGGAUGCUUUGAACCGGCAUAUGAGAAUGCACGAACAACGAAGAGCCCAAAGGGAAUACAACUGCAAUAUUUGCGGUGAGGUGUUUCGAAAUAUAUUCCCAUUCCAAGCCCAUCAGCGUGAUGUCCAUCAGACUGGUGGUGGGAAACGUACGAAGACGUCAACCCGGCGAACGAAAAGGCAAAGAACUGCUGAACCAGGUAUGUAUAAAUGAAAAUAUUUUGAUUACUAACUUUGUAUUUAUACACAUAUAUUUUUCUUUUAAGAACCGCCAUCAUCUUCGACACGCCUUAACGAAGGUAAGAGAGUAUAUAUGCUGUGUAAUAAUUUAAGUUAAAAUCACACUAAAACAUUUUUCACCUUUUCAGGAGCUUCUACAGUCGUCAGCGAAGGUAUGAAAUUCAAAUUUUUAUACCGUAUAUAGUAUAUUGAUUGUGGUGAUUUGAUGUGUAUAUUGACAUUGUUAAUUACUCGCAACCUUGGUUUUAAAACAUUGCCUGGAGAAAGACUUUGAAAUCCUAACGUUUAAGAAAGAAAGACUUUGAAAUCCUAACGUUUACAUUUCAUGCUGUUUUCAUGUUGUUUCACUGAUGUUUGUGUUUUGAAAACCUGAUAAAAAUAAUCGAGUAAUUUUUAAGCGUGGGUUUAUAGUGUGGAAUGUUCCUAAUUAUUCGUGUUAGACUUAUGUUCAUUUGAUUUAGAACUGUUAAUUUAUGUCAUUGUACGAAUAUUUACGCUACAUCUGUUUUGUAACAUUCGCUAGCGUUUUAUAGUGAGGUAAAAGUAAUUUUCAUAGCGUGGGUUUAUCAUGUUGCUAUGUGAAAUUUGCAUGUCCCCAAUUUAUUCAUGUUAGACUUAUGUCAUUUUUUUAUGAAUCGGGUGUUUGUAUGACAAAAUUAGUGCGAAGCUCUAGACAAAAAUAAAGAAUCGGGUGUUAUUUCUAUAGGACCCCAAGAGUUCCCUCAAGAUUCCCUAUUACCCCCAUCUAACCUUCCUUCCCAACUCCACCGAGAUCAUUGGCGUGCUAUACGUACGCGACAAAGCCGAGGCAAUCGGAUUCAGGAUUGGUACAACUAUCGUCUAAGCUCAGUAAAUAUGGGUCAACUUGUUGACGAUAUAGACCAUAUAUUCGAAGAUCAAUCGACCGUCUUUAAGUUAAAUCUCUCCUUUGGUUUCGUAUUGUUUAAUAACGAGACACAGCAGAUGCAAUAUCACCACCCCUCAGCAAACAACAGCCGUGUCUUCGACUCCCCGUUCCAGAUUCGUAAUCGUGAAGAUUUAGCCCAAGUUCGCGAAACGAUGCAAAACAUCGACAUUCAUGAAUGGGCCAAACAACAACGACCUAAUUCCAAAUAGAUUGUCAUGGAUAUUACCAACGCGACGUUUUAUGUGACCAAACUUCGAGACCAUCCCAUCGGACGUUCUGUACGUUUACCCAAAUACGUACUGGAGAGCCGUGCCAUCGUGUCGCUCGACUGUAAUGAUCAAACGGGACUACCAUACGAAGAUAAACUCUGCUUUUUCCGUUGUUUGGCCUUACACCGUGGAUGUCACCCCCAUAAUUUGGAGAGAGAUACUAAGCAUUUUUACGAACAGUAUUCUGACGCUGAAGAAUUCGAUGGUGUAACGUUAGAAGAAUUGCCCGAACUAGAAAAAUUGUUUGAAUUAAACAUUUUUGUAUAUCGGCUCGUAGAAUGUUAUGAUGAGGACAACGACACGACCUCCAUUGUAGCUCAACUGAUUCAGCGAUCUCACCGUGCCUACACCAACUCGAUGUACCUCAACCUAUAUGGUAGCCAUUUUAGCUAUAUCAAGAACUUGGGGAUGUACUCAAAGUCCUAUUGUUGUUCCAAGUGUGACAAGAUGUGGAAAACAGCGAGGGCCUUGAACCGACACGAGCGAACAUGCGAAGCAUCUAUACGUCACAUCUUCCCUGGUGGUGCCUACAAAGUUCCACAAACCAUCUUCGAUUUGUUGGCCGAUGAAGGUAUCGAGAUCCCUGAAAACCUCAAGUACUUCCCUUAUCGUGCCACCUUUGACUUUGAGUGUUACUUCAAACGUGAAACCGAACAUCCACGAAAUACAGCAAAGUUGACGUGGGAAGCCGAAAAUAUCCCAUUGAGUGUCUCUGUAUGUUCGAACGUCCCUGGUUAUGAUCAACCCAAAUGCUUCGUCUCGUCUGGCAGUACAAGUGAAAUGAUCCAACAGUUCGUGGAAUAUUUGGUUGAGGUCAGCCAAGAAAGCUAUGGAUUGUUGCUGGACCAAUUCUCUGACGUCUUUCGUCAAAUUGAUGAACGGGUCAAUGAGGUAUAAUUCACACGUAUUAGAUUCUUAGUAUAUUUCUUAUCCUUAAUAUUUUUUCUUAUAUCUUUAGGUGGGGGAAAACGAGGUUAUGGAAGUUGCCGCGGGGGAGGAUAAUGAGGUAAAUUAUAGGAAGGUUAUUUUUGCACUUAUAUUCUUUAUAUUCUAAUAUAUCUUAUGUUUUAGCAAAAUACAGAGGAACGGCUGAUUGAGGAUAUGGUGGGAUGUUUGAUGGGGCUGAAUAGUGAGGUAUAUAACAUAUGGUUUGAACUCAGCAGUGGCCUUUCCUGUGCUUACCAUAUGUGUACCUUUUUAGGCGAGUGAAGAUGAAGACGAAGUGAAUAAAGAUAAAGUCGUUGAAGAGAAAGUGAGUAUCACACUCAUGAUCCAUUUUAGCGGUUAUAUAGAUUAGUAGGGAUGUGUAAGUAUCUUGCUUUUUACUUAUGACACCUUUUCAUUUAGGAUGUGGUCCAUCCUCUGCUCAAACUCCAAGAUAAGUUGUCAGAAUACUUACAAGAGUUACCAAUUCUUGGAUUCAACUCUGGUAAAUAUGAUAUUAACGCUGCGAAAAACCCUUUCUUUUCACAUCUCGUCAAACACGAACAAGUUAAGUUUGUGAUAAAAAGGAACAAUAACCACAUGUGUCUUAAGACUCAACACUUAAAAUUCCUCGAUAUCACAAACUAUCUGGCUCCGGGAUUUAGUUACGAACAGUUCCUCAAAGCGUACGAGUGCUCCCAGACCAAAGGCUACUUUCCGUACGAGUGGGUCGACUCCCUCGACAAACUCAAUCAUUGCUCCUUACCACCACGCGAAACCUUCCAUUUCACUCUAUCCGGAACCGACAUCACCGAGGAACA
Messenger RNA from Paramuricea clavata, 3611 nucleotides. The record is from the annotation of a GenBank genome assembly. Lineage: Eukaryota; Metazoa; Cnidaria; Anthozoa; Malacalcyonacea; Plexauridae.